Molecule: messenger RNA, 195 nt
Organism: Perkinsus marinus ATCC 50983
Lineage: Eukaryota; Perkinsozoa; Perkinsida; Perkinsidae
Exons: 1
Source: RefSeq, a predicted model, not a curated record
AUGCCUAUCGGUAACGGUGCUUUAGCUGCUAAUGUAAUCGUUGACAAUAAGAAUGCUUCUAACCCUAUCAUAGCGCUGCUGAUAUCGGAUCAGAGAUCCUGGAAUGAGGCGGGGGAGUUCAUCAAAGUUGGAAAGGUCACUCUAGAGCUCACCCCCAACCCGUGGGUGACGGCCGACACUACCUCGAUUAAGCAG